Nicotiana tabacum (common tobacco) is the source of this 510-nucleotide messenger RNA. Lineage: Eukaryota; Viridiplantae; Streptophyta; Magnoliopsida; Solanales; Solanaceae. The record is from RefSeq and is a predicted model, not a curated record.
AUGCAAGCUUUACUAUCAGUAAUAGCGUGGGAAUUGUGGAAGAGAAGGAACAGAUACAAGUAUGGAGAUGUUGUCACUGUAAGCAGGGUCAUCUAUCAGAUUUCCUCUACUAUACAAUCUCUCAUCAAAUUCAGGAAGCCAGGUAUUCAGAACAUCCCUCAUAAGUGGCCAUAUUUACUAAACAUGAUGGAGAAAUAUACACCUGCAUUGAAGUAUACCAAGGUACUGUGGGAAUAUCCAAGCCAAGGUUGGAUAAAAGUCAAUACAGAUGGGGCAUCUAGGGGUAAUCCAGGUAGAAGUUCUAUUGGUUAUGUAUUGAGAAAUGAAGAGGGAGAUGUAGUAUAUGCAUGUGGUAAGGAGAUUAAGGAAGGAACAAAUACAAAUGCUGAAGUAAAGGCAAUGCUCAGAGCUUUGAGAUUCUGUGUGGAGCAUGGUUAUGUGCACAUUAAUCUGCACACUGAUUCAAUGUUGCUUACCAAGGUAAUAGCUGGAGAGUGGAGUGUUCCAUGA